AUGGCACAAUGCUCAGCAUCACCUGUUCCCAUUCAAAAAGUGGACAAGUUUAGUCUUAUGCAAUGUCCAAAGAAUAAUUUGGAACAGAAACAGAUGGAAGGAAUUCCAUAUGCAUCUGUUGUUGGGAGUUUGAUGUAUGCUCAGACUUGCACAAGGCCAGAUAUCAACUUUGCAGUUGGUAUGUUUGGUAGAUACCAAAAAAAUCCAGGAUUGGAUCAAUGGAAAGCUGCAAAGAAAGUUUUAAGGUAUCUGCAAGGGACAAAAGAACACAUGCUUACUUAUAGGAGAUCUAAUCACCUUGAAGCGAUUGGAUAUUCAGAUUCAGAUUUUGCCGGUUGCGUAGAUACAAGAAAAUCUACUUUUGGUUAUUUGUAUCUCUUAGCUGGAGGAGCAAUAUCAUGGAAGAGUGCGAAGUAG
Messenger RNA from Arachis duranensis, 417 nucleotides. Its product is annotated as secreted RxLR effector protein 161-like. Lineage: Eukaryota; Viridiplantae; Streptophyta; Magnoliopsida; Fabales; Fabaceae. The transcript has a single exon. The record is from RefSeq and is a predicted model, not a curated record. Bases 1 to 417 code for a protein of 138 amino acids.